UCGGCCGCCGACGAGCAGCACGGCCGCACGGCCCGCCUCCCUCUCUCCGCUGCCACUGCCAGCAGCGCGCCCGACCUGGGCCUCGUGUGCUACCCGGCGCCGCCGACACAGAGCGGUCACAACAGACGUCCCCCAUCUACGGGCAUUACCAGGAUGGAGAGCGGCCAGUGGGGGAGGUGGCUCCCUCUGCUGGUGCUGCUGGUGGCAGCGGUCGUCCCCGCCCAUACAGCACCAUUGGAAUGGGACGAAGAUGAACCAGGAUGUUUCCACAUGAUGCAGCACUACAACAACGGCGACCAGAUUGUCACUGACGAGCCCUGUCUAAACUGCACCUGCCGGGACAACAUGCUCAUGUGCUUCCUCAAGGUCUGCCCCUACGUGAUGCCGCUCACCAAGGGUUGCACCAUGGAGAAGAAGCCCGGCGACUGCUGUGCUACCGUCACUUGCGAACAGGUGCCCGUACCAAUCAUGCAGAUGCUCGGUAUGGCCAACCAGACGGCGCCGACGACUGAGGUACCGCCGACAGCGCUCAGCCCAGUGGGUGCCGACGACGCCGGCUGCCGCGUGGACGGACAAUACUACGCCGACGGAGCUCAGGUACCGAGUGACCCGAACGAGCCGUGUGACGUCUGCUACUGCAUCCGGAACCACACCGCCUGUGUGCAGCAGGAGUGCACGAUGCGCGUGCCCGGCUGUCAGCCCGUGUACGAGGAGGGAAUCUGCUGUCCGACGCGAUACGUCUGCGACUACGAGACGACCACGCUGCCACCGAUCACCACUAUGAGGCCCGAACUGGGAGCUGCCGGUUGUAUGGUGAACGGCGUCUUCUACGAGGAUGGUGACCAGAUUGCCUCGGAGGACCCGUGCUCGCACUGCUACUGCAUGCACUCGGAGGUGAAGUGUGCCAUCCAGGACUGCGCCUCGCCACUGGACAGCGCCCACUCCCAGUGCAGGCCCGUGCCGCCCCCGCCCGGCCAGUGCUGCCCCGACCAGUACACCUGUGGUGGUGCGGAAGAAAGUUUCGUGCCUGCCAUCGGCGACCAGACAGCACCAGUGAAACCUGAAGAGGGCAGCACCGUCGGUGAGGCUGCUCCGGGCGCUGAGACAACCGACCCGGCAGCAGAUGGCACCACUACUGCGCCUGCAGAUGGGACCACUGCUGAACCUGCAGAUGGCACUACUUCCGCCGCUAUCGAUACGACUACCGCAGCUUCCACUGACGGUUACACAGUGACUCCAACUCCCCAGGAGGGGUACGAGCCCGUUCAGCCGGCCGCAACGGAGGAUGACUCGCCAGCUACCGACGACGAAGUCGAGUCUAGCGGUGAGCAGCCCGCGUCUGAUGGCCAGGAACCGACCGAAGUCCAGAUCCUCGACGGGGAGACUCCUUCCGAGACCGGAGAGUCCGGCCAGGAGCCCCAGGGUCCUGUUGAUGGCAGCGGUGACGUAACUGAUGACGAGGUUUCGCCCAUUAAGCCUGGCGACGUGAUCGUCGAGAUCCCUGAGACGGUCCCUGGACCUGAAGGCAGCGGCGAAGUCACCAGUGACGAAGACUCUCAGGUAGGACCUGGUGAUGAGACUGCUGAGGUCCCCGAAAAUGCCCCUGGAGCUGAAGGAAGCGGUGAGGCAGCUGAUGAUGACGUUUCUCCCAUUAAACCUGGCGAUGUGAUUGUCGAACUCCCGGAGACAGUUCCUGGACCUGAAGGCAGUGGAGAUGUGGUCGGCGACGACGACACUCCGGCAGAACCUGAUGAAGUGGCUGUCGAAGUUCCGGAGGCCAGCGGUAACGGUCCCACUGAAGAUGAAGUAACCGAGGUUGAUGAAGUCCUGGGACAAGGAGAGGGCGAAGAGCCUGUUGCACCCGUCACAGCUCCGGGUCAGGAUCCUGCAGAGCCUGCACCGGGGGCCGAAGAGGCAGUCGAGCCUGAAGGCUCUGGCAUCGCUGACGCUGCCGGAGAGGAGGCAGUAGCUGAAGGCCCAGCAGUAGUGACCAUCCCCGAAACCGAGGUGACCGAGGGAGAGCCAACGGAACCUGAACCGGUUGAAGGAAGUGGAGAUGACGCGACCAAGCCAGACACUGAUGACACUGUCGCUCCAGGUACUUACCCAACCGAGCCGGAGACUGCAGAGCCUGCUGGGGAGACGGCCGGCAGUGAAUCAGCUCAGGACGGAGUUGAGGGUGUCACCACGCCCGAAGUUCCCGAUGAAACGUCCCCUGACGGUGGCAUCAUUGAAGAGGCUUCUGGCGACGCCCCGGAUGCUGCUACUCCUGAGGAUGAAGAGCCGCAGAAGCCUGUUGAUGAUGGCACCGAAGAUGGUGCCCCGGACAGCCAGAUCACCGCGGAGGCUUCUGGUCAGGUAUCUGAUGCCGAUUCUCCAGACCAGGUUAUCACAGACGAGGGGACCGCCGAGGCGCCUGACGCUGAAGUUCCUGUGAUAGAUACUGCAGAAGAGGCGUCUGGAGCUGUUGACGAUGCUGCCGACAUCACUGGCGACGAUGAGGUCGAGGAGUCUUCUGGUCUCGCGCCAGGUGACACUCCUAGCAUUGAGUCCACUGACAAGCCUGUGCCCGACGCCGACGAGGCAGCCACCCCCGGCGCCGAGGUGAACGAGCCUUCGGCAGUGGAGAUCCCCGACGCUGCUACUCCAGAGGAUGGAGUCACUGACCCCACAGAUGUUCCCACCGGCACCGAGGAGGAACAGGCUCCGGAGACCGCCAAGCCUACGGAUCAGACCACAGAGGUUGGUGAAGAGGAGGGCUCCGGUGACGAUCUGAUCGCCGCGACUGAGGCUGGCGGAUACAUCCCGGGUGGUCCUCCCUCCGCGCCGCUGCCGGGACCAACCGGCAUCACCACUGAGCAGCCUGAGGAAGGCGACCAGGUCGACCAGACCGACGCAGAAGAUAAGGAAGAUGGCCCUACCGUCGAAGUUGUGUCCACGGACACUCCCGCCGCUGCGGUGCCUGAAGCCGAAUCGCAAACGACCGUCGACGCCCCGGAGGUUGAUGAGGUCAAACCGACUGGCGGUGACUCCUACCAGCCGGAGCAGGAUCCCAGCACCGGAACGACCGAGGCCCCCGCAUCCCCUGCCAUCCAGCCAGACACGGUCACCGAUUCACCCGGCGCUGAGAGCGAGCCUCAGGUGGAAGGCUCUGGAACCAGUGACGACGGAUCUGCACCCGAUGAGAAGCCAUCCGAAGAUGGCCAAGAGCCUGCACCUGUUACGGAAGAGGGCGGUAGCACCCCUGAGUAUGUCACUGUGACAGACUCGGAUCCGUCAGAGCCCGAGGGUUCUGGAGAAGAUACUGCUAUGACACCAGGUUCGGGACAAACAGAUGAUGUGGAUGAUGCUAUAUUCCCUGGUCUGUUUGACCCCGAGGGUUCUGGUGAUCAAGGUACCACGGACGAGGCUUCAACUCCUGGCACUGAUAUGCAGACUCCAGAGGAGCCCCUAAUGGAUGGCUCUGGAGCACCUGCUCCCGCGGAGACGGAGAAACCCAGUGGACAGGAUGCUCCUGGCUCUGAGACCGGCGAAGCAGCUGACGACACAGUUGAUGUCGUCGAUCCAGACACUGCUGAGCCUGAAGGCUCCGGCACUCAGGAUGAAGCUGAAAACCCCGAAGAGCCUGCAUCCCCAGUUGUUCUCCCUGAGGGCUCUGGAGAACAGGACAGCGUGGAGCCAGCCUCGGAGACUAUCGAGGGAGCCAUUGAUAUUUCUCCGCAACCUGACUCCGAAUUCGACCAGGUGGCUGGAGCCGGAAAUGAGCUGGAUAGUGACAAGCCGACGGGAAGCAUUUCCACUCCUGAAACUCAGCCGGACGCGACAGCUAUCGAGGCCUCCGGAGAUGGUGAGAUGAUUCCUCCUGAAGAUGACAAGGAGCCCGUUACAGAUACUGCAGCGCAGGUAGACCAAUAUCCUGGAGAACCAAAUUUGAUCCCUGGCACUGAUGACGAAGCCUCUCCUGUCGAGGGAUCUGGCGCCGAAGAAUCACUGGUUCCUGGAUCAGAACAGGAUCAGGAUAUUGUCGAUGUGCCUACACCUGGCGAAGGUGAGACUAUCGUACCUGUGGACAGCCAAAUGCCUGAAGCUGACGCUCCUGUUGAGGGAUCAGGCAUGGAACAGCCCCAGGCUCCGGGAUCUGAGCAGGACCCAGCCUCUGUUGGUGAGCCCUCGUCAGAAGAAACCGUGUAUCCCUUGCCUUCCGACGGCCAGGCGCCUGGAAGCGAUGCCACCAUUGAGGGAUCUGGCAAUGACGAGGACACCCCGCAAGACGCUGGCACCAAUCCUGACGAGGUCGAGAUCUCUGAGCAGCCUACAGCUACAACCACCGAGAGCCCCAGCACAGCCGCUAAUGGUGAAGCUGAGACGACACCUAGUCAGGCGACAGACUCCAACUACCCUACCAACGCACCAAGUAGCACCAUCGAGGAGGACCUGAUCGACGCGCUCAGCGAUGAGCUUGGACUCGGAUCCGGCGACAGUGAUCCGGAUUCCUCCGGAGAUCAGCUUUUCCCCAUUGAUGGCAGUCAACCGGUCAGCGUUGAGGUAGAUGAGAAACCACAAGGGAGCACGGACGACGAAGCUGCGCCAGUCACAGACAUGGUCGAAGGGUCUGGGCAGCCAGAGGAGCAGACAGAUGGACAGGAAAAGCCCAUCAACGACGAAACUACUGAAGCUAUCGAGGGGUCAGGAGAUCUGGCACCAGGUGCCGAGCAGGAUGCGGGCACUCAGCCUACAACUGGUGACGGCGAUUCAGUCGUCACCAUCCCUGACGAUCAGUCUCCGGAGUCAGCUAUCACUGGAACCGGCACUGACGAUGGCAUCACGGAGCCCACUGAAGAGGGUGAUGAUAAGCCAACGGAGCCUGCCGCUGGUUACGAGCCCGAGGGUACUGAUGAGCUGACGACUGAGGGAAGUGGAGCGAUCAUUCAGGAUGGUGAAGAUUUGACCGAAGGAUCUGGUGAAGAGGUCAUCGAAGGUGUCGACCAGCCCACGGAGCUUGCUGCCCAGGGUGAGGAUAAGCCCACUAAGCCUGCUGCUGAUGGCGAUGACGAACCAACCGAGCCUACAGUCGAGGGCGAGGACAAGCCCACGGAGCCUGCUGCUGAGGGCGAAGAUAAACCUACGGAGCCUGCCACUGAUUACAUACCUGAAGUGACUGAUGAACAGACGACCGAGGGCAGUGGUGCAGUAGCUCAGAAUGACGAUACCUUGCCUGAGGGGUCUGGUGACGAGGUUUUCGAGGGAGCUGACCAGCCCACGGAGCCUGUUGUCGAGGGUGAGAACAAGCCCACGGAGCCUGCGGUGGAGGGCGAGGACAAGCCAGCGGAGCCUGCUGCCGAGGGUGAGGACAAGCCCAAGGAGCCGGCGGUCGAGGGCGAAGACAAGCCAACGGAGCCUACCACUGGUUAUGAACCUGAGGUUUCUGACGGGCUGACGACUGAGGGCAGUGGUGCGGUUGCUCAGGAUGGAGACGACUUGACGGAGGGAUCCGGUGAAGAGGUUGCCGAGGGCGUAGACCAGCCCACGGAGCCUGCUGUCGAGGGUGAGGACAAGCCUGCCGAGCCUGCUGUCGAGGGCGAGGACAAGCCCACGGAGCCUGCUGUCGAGGGUGAGGACAAGCCCACGGAGCCAGCUGCUGAUGGCGAGGACCAGCCAAAGGAGCCUGCCACUGGUUACGAACCUGAAGUUACUGAUGACCUGACGGCUGAGGGCAGCGGUGCUGUUGUUCAGGAUGGCGAUACCUUGCCUGAGGGAUCUGGUGAAGAGGCUGUCGAGGGCGUCGACCAGCCCACGGAGCCUGCUGCCGAGGGUGAGGACAAGCCAACGGAGCCAGCUGUCGAGGGCGACAACAAGCCCACUGAGCCAGCUGCUGAUGGCGAGGACAAGCCAACGGAGCCUGCCACUGGUUACGAACCUGACGUUACUGAUGAUCUGACGACGGAGGGCAGCGGUGCUGUUGUUCAGGAUGGCGAUACCUUGCCCGAGGGAUCUGGUGAAGAGGUUGUCGAGGGCGUGGACCAGCCCAAGGAGCCUGCUGUCGAGGGUGAAGACAAGCCAACGGAGCCAGCUGUCGAGGGCGACGACAAGCCCACUGAGCCAGCUGCUGAUGGCGAGGACAAGCCAACGGAGCCUGCCACUGGUUACGAACCUGACGUUACCGAUAAUCUGACGACUGAGGGCAGCGGUGCUGUUGUUCAGGAUGGCGAUACCUUGCCCGAGGGAUCUGGUGAAGAGGUUGUCGAGGGCGUGGACCAGCCCACGAAGCCUGCUGUCGAGGGUGAGGACAAGCCAACGGAGCCAGCUGUCGAGGGCGACGACAAGCCCACUGAGCCAGCUGCUGAUGGCGAGGACAAGCCAACGGAGCCUGCCACUGGUUACGAACCUGACGUUACUGAUGAUCUGACGACUGAGGGCAGCGGUGCUGUUGUUCAGGAUGGCGAUACCUUGCCCGAGGGAUCUGGUGAAGAGGUUGUCGAGGGCGUGGACCAGCCCACGAAGCCUGCUGUCGAGGGUGAAGACAAGCCCACAGAGCCUGCUGUCGAGGGUGACGACAAGCCAACGGAGCCUGCUGUCGAGGGCGACGACAAGCCCACUGAGCCAGCUGCUGAUGGCGAGGACAAGCCAACGGAGCCGGCCACUGGUUACGAGCCUGAAGUUACUGAUGAACUGACAACUGAGGGCAGUGGUGCGGUUGCCCAGGAUGGCGACGACUUGACCGAGGGAUCCGGUGAAGAGGUUUCCGAGGGCGUAGACCAGCCCACGGAGCCUGCUGUCGAGGGUGAGGACAAGCCUGCCGAGCCUGCUGUCGAGGGCGAGGACAAGCCCACUGAGCCAGCUGCUGAUGGCGAGGACAAGCCAACAGAGCCUGCCACUGGCUACGAACCUGACGUUACUGAUGAUCUGACGCCUGAGGGCAGCGGUGCAGUUGUUCAGGAUGGUGACACCUUGCCCGAGGGAUCUGGUGAAGAGGUUAUCGAGGGCGUAGACCAGCCCACGGAGCCUGCUGUCGAGGGUGAGGACAAGCCUGCGGAGCCUGCUGUCGAGGGCGAGGACAAGCCCACUGAGCCAGCUGCGGAUGGCGAGGACAAGCCAACGGAGCCUGCCACUGGUUACGAACCUGACGUUACUGAUGACCUGACGACUGAGGGCAGCGGUGCUGCUGUUCAGGAUGGCGAUACCUUGCCCGAGGGAUCUGGUGAAGAGGUUGUCGAGGGCGUGGACCAGCCCACGGAGCCUGCUGUCGAGGGUGAGGACAAGCCAACGGAUCCUGCUGCUGAUGGUGUAGCAAGUCCUGCUGAGCCAACCACUGACACUCAGACCUAUCCUGAAGCUGAUGGAACCACCUCUACUCCUGUCACUGAUGGCAGCAGUGACUCCCUCGAGCCGGAGACUCCCGCUCCGGGUGCCGAGCCGACCGACUCGACGCCCGUCGAGCAGAUGACGGCCGUAUUCCCCGAGACACCACAGCCUAGUCCCCCGGAGAGCGACAGUCAGACGAUGGCCGAAGACAAGGUCGACGGUCCCGGAGUGCCCGGCGAGGGCUCCUGUCUGAUCGACGGAGUGUCGUACGGCUCGGGCGACUCGGUGCCCACUACCAGCCGGUGUCAGAUCAGCUGCAACUGCUCCAACUCCGUGGUUCAGUGCGAGACUCGCCGCUGCCCGGUGGCGCCGGAGGGCAACUGCAGGCCGUACUACACCCAGGGAGCCUGCUGCCCUGCCUACGACUGUGAUGCGGGUUCGACCACGCCUGGGCCGGUCACCCUCCAGUGCUACCUGGACGGCGAGAUUCAUGACGAGGGCGCCGUCAUCCCGCACCCGGAUGUGUGCAAGUACUGUCUGUGCCUGAGCGGCGAGGUGGUCUGCGCCACUGAAGUGUGCCGCGUACCUGCCGAGCUGGAAGGCAUGGACUGCAGACCGCUGCCAGCCAAGGACGGCCAGUGCUGCGCUUCCGAGUACUCUUGCGACAUCUCCGUCCUGCAGACGCUGAACCUGACGACCACCGAGGUUCCUCCGACGAUUGAUGAGGCCGGCUCUGUGGUGGUGACAACCGAGAGACCAGGUGGCGCCAUAGUCGGAGUAACCACGGAGACCACCGACCAGGCCGAGGGCACCACAGAAGUACCGACUGACGAGCAACAGGAAAACACCGCAGCUACCAGCGGCGUACAGGAGGGAGGAUACCCAACGCCCUCUGGCCAACAGCCUUCUGAAGAUGCCAGUGGCGAUCCCGAAGGAAGUGGAGAGUCCACCGAAGAGGCUGUCCUACCCAGCAAUGAGGAGGACACUAAACCGACUGAGGGUUCCGUAGCCGGUGAAGCACCUGUGCCGGAGGAACAAGAUAUGUCCACAGAUUCUGCUGUUGAUGUUGAGGACAGACCAAUCGAGUCCGCUGUCCAGGGCGAGGAGCCCACAGAGCCUGCUGUUGACGGUGAGGACAACCCCACAGUGUCUGCUUCUGAUGGAGAUGACAAACCCACAGAGCCAGUCACUGGUUACGAGCCUGAGGUUACUGAUGAGCUGACGACUGAGGGCAGUGGUGCAGCUGCUCAGGAUGGUGACACCUUGCCAGAGGGAUCUGGUGAAGAGGUUGUCGAAGGUGUUUCCCAGGAACCAGAGCCAGUUGCUGAGGGUGAGGACCAGUCUACAGAGCCUGCUGUCGAGGGUGAAGACAAGCCCACGGAGCCUGCUGCUGAUGGCGAGGACCAGCCCACGCAGCCUGCUGCUGAGGGCGAGGACAAGCCCACGGAACCUGUCACUGGUUACGAACCUGAGGUUAAUGAUGAACUGACGACCGAGGGCAGCGGUGCGGCUGCUCAGGAUGGCGAUGCCUUGCCCGAGGGAUCUGGUGAGGAGGUUGUCGAGGGUGUUGACCAGCCUACUGAGCCUGCUGCUGAUGGCGAGGACAAGCCCACCGAGCCUGCAGUCGAGGGUGGUGACCAGUCCACAGAGCCUGCUGUCGAGGGCGAGGACAAGCCUGCCGAGCCUGCUGUCGAGGGCGAUGACAAGCCCACUGAGCCAGCUGCUGAUGAGGAGGAUAAGCCAACGGAACCUGCCACUGGUGGCGAACCUGAGGUUACUGAUGAACUGACGACUGAAGGCAGUGGUGCAGUUGCUCAGGAUGACGACGACUUGACCGAGGGAUCUGGCGAAGAGGUCGUCGAAGGCGUGGACCAGCCCACCGAGCCUGCUGUCGAGGGUGAGGACAAGCCUACGGAGCCUGUUGCCGAGGGCGAGGACAAGCCCACGGAGCCUGCUGCUGAGGGUGACAAGCCCACAGAGCCUGCUGCUGAGGGUGACAAGCCUACUGAGCCUGCUGCUGAUGGCGAGGACCAGCCCACGCAGCCUGCUGCUGAGGGCGAGGACAAGCCCACGGCGCCUGUCACUGGUUACGAACCUGAGGUUACUGAUGAACUGACGACCGACGGCAGUGGUGCCGCUGCUCAGGAUGGCGACAACCUGCCUCAGGGAUCUGGUGAAGAGGUUAUCGAGGGCGUGGACCAGCCCACGGAGCCUGCUGCUGAUGGCGAGGACAAGCCCACCGAGCCUGCUGUCGAGGGUGAGGAAAAGCCUACGCAACCUGCUGCUGAUGGCGAGGACAAGCCAACGGAGCUGGACACAGGUUACGAACCUGAGGCUACUGAUGAACUGACGACUGAGGGCAGUGGUGCGGUUGCUCAGGAUGGCGAUACCUUGCCCGAGGGAUCUGGUGAGGAGGAUGUCGAGGGCGUCGACCAGCCCACGGAGCCGGCUGUCGAGGGUGAGGACAAGCCUACGGAGUCUGUUGCCGAGGGCGAGGACAAGCCCACGGAGCCUGGUGCUGAGGGUGACAACCCUACUGAGCCUGCUGCUGAUGGCGAGGACAAGCCCACAGAGCCUGUCACUGGUUACGAACCUGAGGUUACUGAUGAACUGACGACCGAGGGCAGUGGUGCGGCUGCUCAGGAUGGCGACAACCUGCCUGAGGGAUCUGGUGAAGAGGUUAUCGAGGGUGUUGACCAGCCUCCUGAAACUGCUGCUGAUGGCGAGUACAGGCCUACCGAGCCUGCAGUCGAGGGUAGUGACCAGCCCACGGAUCCUGCUGUCGAGGGCGAGGAAAAGCCCACGGAGCCUGCCGCUGGUGGCGAGGACAAGCCCACGCAGCCUGCCACUGGUUACGAACCUGAGGUUACUGAUGAAUCGACGACUGAAGGCAGUGGUGCAGUUGCUCAGGAUGAUGAUGACAUGACUGAGGGAUCUGGCGAAGAGGUUGUCGAAGGCGUGGACCAGCCCACCGAGCCUGCUGUCGAGGGUGAGGACAAGCCUACGGAGCCUGUUGCCGAGGGCGAGGACAAGCCAACGGAGCCUGCUGCUGAGGGUGACAAGCCCACAGAGCCUGCUGCUGAGGGUGAUUACAAACCUACUGAGACUGCUGCUGAUGGCGAGGACCAGCCCACGCAGCCUGAUGCUGAGGGCGAGGACAAGCCCACGGAGCCUGUCACUGGUUACGAGCCUGAGGCUACUGAUGAACUGACGACCGAGGGCAGUGGUGCGGCUGCUCAGGAUGGCGACAACCUGCCUGAGGAAUCUGUUGAAGAGGUUAUCGAGGGUGUUGAUCAGCCUAGUGAGCCUGCUGCUGAUGGCGAGGACAAGCCCACGGAGCCUGCUGCUGAGGGCGAGGACAAGCCCACGGAGCCUGUCACUGGUUACGAACCUGAGGUUACUGAUGAACUGACGACCGAGGGCAGUGGUGCGGCUGCUCAGGAUGGCGACAACCUGCCUGAGGGAUCUGGUGAAGAGGAUAUCGAGGGUGUUGACCAGCCUCCUGAGCCUGCUGCUGAUGGCGAGGACAAGCCUACCGAGCCUGCAGUGGAGGGUGUUGAACAGCCGGUGGAGCCUGCUAUCGAGGGCGAGGACAAGCCCACGGAGCCUGCUGCUGGUGGCGAGGACAAGCCUACGGAGCCUGUCACUGGUUACGAACCUGAGGUUACUGAUGAACUGACGACUGAGGGCAGUGGUGCGGUUUCUCAGGAUGGCGACACGUUGCCAGAGGGAUCUGGUGUAGAGACUGUCGAAGGCGAAGCCCAGCCCACGGCGGCUGCUGCCGAGGGUGACGACAAACCCACGGUGCCUGCUGCCGAGGGUGACGACAAGCCCACGGAACCUGCCGCUGAGGGUGACGACAAACCCACGGUGCCUGCUGCCGAGGGUGACGACAAGCCCACGGAACCUGCUGCUGAGGGUGAUGACCAGCCCACGGAGCCUGCUGUCGAGGGCGUGAGUGAGCCCACGGAGCCUGCUGCUGAUGGUGAGGACAAGCCCAUUGAGCCUGCUGCUGAGGGUGUUGACCAGCCCACGGAGCCUGCUGUCGAGGGUGUGAGCGAGCCCACGGAGCCUGCUGCUGAUGGUGAGGAUAAGCCCAUUGAGCCCGUGACUGAGGGUGAGAAACCCACAGAGCCUGCUGUCGACGGCGAGGACUCAGUGGUGCCUGUCGAUGCUGACGCUGGUAAGGAGACUCCCUCCAGCGCGGGCGUCAUUCCUGGCGCUGAGACCCCCACUGUUGUUGUGGUUUCAACCCAGGAAGGAGAGAAGCCCCCAGCUCCAGAAAGCUCUUCUUCUGUCAUGGAGGGUUCAGACACACAAGAAGUUGGCGAAGCUGGUAUUACCGAUGGCGAGACCGGCCCAACCACCACCACUACCACCACUGAUGUGACAUCGGAGACUUCAGAUGGAUCUGACAGCCAGCAAGGUCCCCUUUAUCCUUCUAUCACGACAACUGAGGUCACUUCAGAUUCUUCUGUGGGACCUGAUGCCCAGCCUGUGCCCGGAUACCCAACAACCACUACUACAGAUGUGACAUCAGAGACCUCAGAAGGACCCGAUAGUCAGCCUGGUUCUGAGGGCCCCAUCACGACGACGACCACGACUUCUACCACCGAUGAACAGACCAGCUCGCCGAAGCCGGUCAGCAUCGACCAGCUGAUCCUGUUCCCAGGCACGACGGUCGUUGUAACCACCACGUCCACCGUGAGCUCCAAGACCAAGCCGGGCCCGAGCGUCACCGGAUACAUCACCGUUCUCUCCACCACCACAGUGAGCGAGACACUCGUCAUGUACCCUGACGGUCGGAACGCUACAGGCUCGUCGGCGCCCACGACCAACACCGAGGCGCGACCGGCCACGCCGUCCGAGAUUGCCGCUCUGGAUGCUGGUUUCGUGACCCCCGACUCGUCGGGUACGAUCGUGGUUACUAGCGUGACCGGUCCUAACGGAGAGAUCACGAGUACCACCGAGACUAGCGGCGACCCGGCCGUCGUUGCCAUGAUGAUGGCUUCUGGAAUCGGUGUUGACACCGGAUCGGUAAGACCGGUCACGGUGACCACCACGGAGGAGGAGCAAGUGCCCUGCAGCGGCGCUCAGUGCCCGCCAUCAACCACUACAACCACCACUGAGGUAACCGAGUCAGUUGAUCCCGUCUCUGGAGAAGGUCGCCCGUCCACCACCGUCGCUGAGGCUGACGCCACUGAAACGGUUAGCCCAGGAGCCGAGGAGAUCGACCCUACCACCACAACCACGACUACGACCACGACCACCGGCUCGGAGACGUCCACUGCGCAGAGUCCCAUCACCCUGGUGAUCAUCCCAGGCCUUCGGGUGGUGGAGACCUAUACCUCAACCGUGCAUACCGUCACUAAGCCGGGCGCCGCGAUCGCAAACUUCAUCACCGUCAUCUCCACUACCACCGUGGUCAACACGUUCGUGAUGUAUCCCGACGGCCAGAAUAAGUCGACCACGAGUCAGUCGGAGUCGACCGGCUUCCGCCCUGCGCAGCCCACCGAAAUUGUCGAUUACAACAACGGGAUCAAGAUCCCCGACACUUCUGCCACCAUUGUGGUCAUCACUGUUACUGGCCCCGAUGGCAAGAACACCACCUCGGUCGAGAAGAGCGGAAACCCUGAUGUUCUGAUGAUGAUGAUGGCUCAGGGCAUCGGCGUAGUCGGCACUGAGGGUGUAGCGGCUGACGGCAGUGAGCCUGUGACCGGCACAGAGACUUCUCAGACCGAUGGAACCGACGCAACCAGCACCACCACUACCACAGACGUUACCACCGGUGAGGCUCUGCCUUGCUCCGGCGCUUCGUGCCCAGGAGCUUCGACAACCACCACCACGACCACCGAUACCGAGACCUCUACGGUCGAUGGAGGCUUUGUUGUGAUCCCCGGCCUGACUGUCGUUGAGACAACCACCAGCACGGUCAGCAGCGUUACCCAGCCGGGAGACAGCGCCUCCGGCUACGUGACACUUAUCACCACCGUCACAGUGGUGGAGACCUUCGUCAUGUAUCCUGACGGCAAGAACACGACCAAGACGGCCACCACGACCUCCAAGGGCAUCCGUCCCGCUCUGCCGGCCGAAAUUAGCGGUUACAACAACGGUGCUACCAUCCCAGAUACCUCUGCUACCAUCGUUGUCACCACCGUCACUGGCCCCGAUGGCAAGAACACCACCUCGGUCGAGAAGAGCGGACACCCUGAUGUUCUGAUGAUGAUGAUGGCUCAAGGCAUCGGCGUAGUCGGUACCGAGGGUGUCGUGGCUGACGGCAGUGAGCCUGUGACCGGUACAGAGACUUCUCAGGCCGAUGGAGCGGAUACCACGACCACCACUACCACAGAUGUUACCACCGGUGAGGCCGUGCCUUGCUCCGGCGCUUCGUGCCCAGGGGAUUCGACAACCACCACCACGAGCACCGAUACCGAGACCUCUACAGUCGAUGGAGGCUUUGUUGUGAUCCCCGGCCUGACUGUCGUUGAGACAACCACCAGCACGGUCAGCAGCGUCACCCAGCCGGGAGACAGCGCCUCUGGCUACGUGACACUUAUCACCACCGUCACAGUGGUGGAGACCUUCGUCAUGUAUCCUGACGGCAAGAAUACGACCAAGACGGCCACCACGACCUCCAAGGGCAUUCGUCCCGCUCUGCCGGCCGAAAUUACCGGUUACAACAACGGCGCUACUAUUCCCGACACUUCUGCCACCAUUGUGGUCACCACUGUCACCGGAGACGACGGCAAGAACACCACCUCUAGCCAGUCCAGCGGCGACCCCGACGUCCUGGCUAUGAUGCUUGCUCAGGGCAUCGGAGCUGGCGCUGGCGUGGUUCCUGCGGCUGACGGCAGCGAAACGCAGACAAGCUCGGAGACUUCUGGAACUGACGGUUCCACGACCACGACUACCACAACCACCGAAAGUGGUCUGGUCGUCAUUCCGGGUCUCAGGGUGGUUGUGACGACCACUACCACUAUCAACACGGUCACCCAGCCGGGAGACAGCGCCUCUGGCUACGUCACUCUUAUCACCACCGUCACGGUCGUCAACACCUUCGUGAUGUAUCCGAACGGCAAGAACACUUCCACCACAGCCACCACCACCUCCAAGGGAAUCCGCCCGGCUCUGCCUGCCGAAAUCAUCAAGGUGAACGCCGGCUAUGUCAUCCCUGACACCUCCGCCACCAUCGUGGUGACCACUGUCACUGGCCCUGAUGGCAAGAACACCACCUCGGUCGAGAAGAGCGGAAACCCUGAUGUUCUGAUGAUGAUGAUGGCUCAGGGCAUCGGCGUGGUUGGCACCCAGGGUGUCGUUGCUGACGGAGGUGUUCCCCAGACUGGUACCGAGAUCGCUCAGGCUGAUGGAGCUGAUGCUGCCGUCUCAGAGGAAGUGGCUGGGACUGGAACUUCGACUACCACUGGAGGAGAAGGCAUCGGCCAGACUGGAACUGAAACCUCCAGCACCACGACCACUACUGGCGAGGGCGGUCUGGAGUUCAUUCCCGGCCUGACUGUCGUUGAGACAACCACCAGCACGGUCAGCAGCGUCACCCAGCCGGGAGACAGCGCCUCCGGCUACGUGACGCUUAUCACCACCGUCACGGUGGUGGAGACCUUCGUCAUGUAUCCUGACGGCAAGAACACGACCAAGACGGCCACCACGACCUCGAAGGGCAUCCGUCCCGCUCUGCCGGCCGAAAUUACCGGUUACAACAACGGCGCUACCAUUCCGGACACCUCAGCCACCAUCAUCGUCACAACAAUCACCGGACCUGAUGGCAAGAACACCACCUCGGUGGCGAAGAGCGGCGACCCAGCUGUGCUCGCCACGCUGAUGGCGGCCGGUGUUGGAGGAGGCUCUCAGAUGAUCUCCGUCACGGACGAAGUGAUCGACAUGCUCGAGCACGGCGGCCAAGAGGCCAUCGACAGCACUUCUGACAUCACCGACGAAGAGGUCACUGCUCCUGUGGACGGCACUCAGGUCGCUGCCGACCCAAGCGAAGAGGUUAACACCACGACCACCACCACGACCACCACGGAGGCACCUGUUGCCGUUCCUGACACCUCAUCCGGCUCAGGGUCCGGGUACGACACCGGGGUGCCGGCUACCGGCGGAUACGUCCCCGGCGCCGGUCAGAACGCCUCCACGUCAACGUCCACCUCCACAUCCUCAACGCAGACGACCAACGUCUUCUUAGGCCCGGGCGCCUGUCUGUUUGACGGCAAGGUGUACGUCUCGGCGCAGCAGAUCCCGCGCGACAACCCGUGCGACUUCUGCUUCUGCUUCCGCGGCGACAUCAUCUGCCUGCAGCAGUCGUGUCCGCCGCCGGUGGCCGGCUGCAUCGAGCAGCCCAUCGACGGCUUCUGCUGCCCGCGCUACGAGUGCGCCGUCGAGGAGAACGCCUACAAGCUGUCUCUACCGGCGACGACCACGGAGCGCACCCCGCCGCCCGAGCCUCAGUUCGAGGUGCAGGGCUGCGAGAUCCAGGGCGUGUUCUACCAGGUCGGCCAGGUGGUGGAGGCCGCGUCAGGACCCUGCCUCGAGUGCAGGUGUGGUCAGAACGGUUCCAUGUCCUGCGACCCGAAGAGCUGCCAGCCGCAGACACUGCUCAAGAAGAUGAUGAUCAAGGCCGCCGAGAGGAAGCGGUGAGCGUCGCUCUCCACGGGGGAGCGGCGCGCGAAGCAGCUGGAGGGUGCCAAAAGUGAUCUUGUGCGAGCCGUAGAGACGGCCCGGGCGGCAUCGGAUGUCAUAUCAAAAGAUAUUGUGAGGACUAAAAUCGGUUCUUGGCCGUCCAUCGACGCCGCGAGACGGAGAGAUGCAGCUCAAUCGAGAGGCGAGCCAGAAAAGAGAGAGAGAGAGAGAGAGAGAGGCCGACGGCCAGCAUCCAUCACCCCGAGGGGCAGACGCGGCGGCGGGCCGCCCCGCGCCGCAUUAGUGCCUUUCGUACAUCUGCGAUAAGUGACGUCAUUUCUGGCAGGUGGCAUUAUUGGUGUGCUUGUGUGUGAACGAGUGUUUUUUGUCUUGCAAACUUGUAACGAAGGACAGCGGCGGGCAUUGAUCUAGUGGCGAGUGAUGACUUUGUAUGUGUUGACUUCAGUGAUGGUAAAUGAGGAAACCUAAGAUUUAUGGGCAUACGGUGGCGCCAGUGUUGGCGUCACCUUUCUUUGUACAUGUCAACUCCAUAUUUUUAAGUGAGCGACUUUGUACGCGAGCGUUUAUAGUCUCGUUGUGUCGGGCUGAGCCUACCACGUGAGGUGGGGUCGUGUGUGAUAUCGGUGUGUAUCGAGUUGUGUCGAUGGGCCAUUACAAUGUCUGCCGCGGCCGGCGGUCGGCUGGUCGGCCCGUCGGCAGCGGCCCGUAUCGUACGGACGUACGGUACGGGCUGGGCCGACGGAGGCCCCGGCCGCCGUCGACCGGCCGAAACUGUCCUCUGUUAUGAUUUCGUGCAAGAACUACUGUGUCGCCUGCUGUCGUUGAAAUAUAUUUAUAAUCAUGA
Molecule: messenger RNA, 16801 nt
Organism: Amphibalanus amphitrite
Lineage: Eukaryota; Metazoa; Arthropoda; Thecostraca; Balanomorpha; Balanidae
Product: mucin-17-like
Exons: 13
Coding region: 154-15954 (5266 amino acids)
Molecular function (GO): protein binding
Source: RefSeq, a predicted model, not a curated record